Molecule: messenger RNA, 1777 nt
Organism: Aspergillus eucalypticola CBS 122712
Lineage: Eukaryota; Fungi; Ascomycota; Eurotiomycetes; Eurotiales; Aspergillaceae
Product: cysteine hydrolase family protein
Exons: 4
Coding region: 388-1554 (388 amino acids)
Source: RefSeq, a predicted model, not a curated record
CACUACCCGAGCUCGAAGAAACUGCUUUCGGCAAGUCUUGCUCCCGCGUGUGACAUUCCUCUCGUAUGUGUUUCUUCUCUUUUAUGACCCUCACGACCCCAGUGUUCUGGCUUGAGAUCCCGCCACAACCCGGGGCCCCCAAGGCAUACACCAGUCGUGACGCUAUAUCCACGCACACAUUGAAUCCCGGUUCCCGUCCCUGUCUUAAGAAGGUGCUUCCACGCACUCGCUGGGGCCCCCCCAAUUUCCACAUGGACACGAUGACCUCCUGUUCUUGAUUUUAUUUUUCCUGCUCGCGCUAUCCUCUGUCCCAAUGAGAGUCAUGGAUCUCUGUCUGAUGACGCUGAUGUGUCCUGUCAGACCCUCUCUUCCCCACCAUCUGUCACCAUGGCGGAUCCUACCGAUCUGAACCUGGAUGCCCCCAGUGACUUACAGGAUAUUCCGGACAUGUCUAUGCAACUACUUCCCCCGCCAGAGGGGACAUAUCCUGAUAAGGCGACGCUUCUCGCAGCAGUGCAGGCACACGGAAAAGCUCAUGGGUACAACGUCGUAGUCAAGUCGUCCAGCACUCCCACGGAAAAGAAACCGGGGCGGACUGCCAAGGUCUGGUUGCGAUGCGAUCGCGGGGGCCACUAUCGCCCGCGCAACGGGCUCACUGAGGAGACUAGGAAGCGGCGGCGCACAUCCCGGUUGAUGGAUUGCCCGUUCAUGCUAGUUGCAGCUGGAACUCCUGGCAUUUGGACGCUGACUGUCCUGAACGCCACACACAACCACGGCCCGAUUGUCGAAAAGCCUCGGCAGGUCCCUCAUCACAAGGUCCGUAAGGGCCAGAUCGCAGCGGUACCGUACGAUUGGCCGCACGAUGCGACGCUGACCCCCUAUACGACGGCGUUAGUAAUUAUUGACAUGCAAAAGGACUUCUGUUUGCCGGGUGGAUACAUGAGCCUUCAGGGCUACGACAUAUCGGCUAAUCAGGCACUAAUUCCUAAACUACAACAUCUGCUGAAUGCAUUCCGUUCAUCCGGUUUUCCCAUAUACCACACUCGGGAAGGACAUCGGCCCGAUUUGUCGACGCUGUCUAGUAGAGAGGCCUACCGUUCACAAAACAAUGCUUCUGGCAUGGGGAUUGGAUCUCCCGGACCCCUAGGCCGUCUGCUGAUACGUGGCGAGGUGGGUCACGACACCGUUGACGAAUUGUACCCAGUCCACGGGGAACCGGUAAUCGACAAGCCAGGGCGGAGCGCGUUUGCACAUACCGACUUCGAACUCAUCCUCCGCAAUCGCGGCAUCAAGAACCUGGUGUUAGUAGGUGUAACGACCGAUGUGUGCGUUGCGACGACUAUGCGCGAGGCCAACGACCGGGGCUUUGACUGCGUGGUGCUGGAAGACGGAACUGCGGCCAGUGAGCCGUCCCUUCAUGUGAGUGCCAUUGAGUCAAUUAAGAUGGAGGGUGGUAUCUUCGGGGCAGUAGCCAGACUAGAGGACGUGAUGCAUGCAGUGGAGAACUUUAAAGCCGUGACUGUGAAGAAGCUGGCUCCGCAGAUGACGGUAUGAUAGGUGUCGUGGAGAUGGUCCAACUUUUGCCUUUUUUUUCUUUUACCUCUUUGCUACUCCUCGCCCACAGAGGCUUCUGACUUUAUCGGGAUCAACUCUGGGAUAUCAUUCAGCGCUGUCAACAUUGGAGGAACGUUCUGCCACCGGGAUAGAGAAGUCAUCAUCAGGACGGACAAGGACAAGAAAUAGUAACGAAGCUAUGAAUACGAUUUAUGGACAUGCA